AUAAAGAUGUUUUUUAUUUCAAAAAAAUAAAACGUUACUUAUUUUUUCUUUUCCAUACCAAUAACAUUAUUAUGCCCAUGGGAGUAUGCAGAAGUAAUUUAUUUUAACUGAGUUGAUUUACUUGCUCCACUUACUUGAUAACAUUGUUUAAAGUGUUUUAUAUAUGAUGAGAUGCUGCAAAUUGACAUACUUUAUGCAAGUGAACAUGGAUUACAAAUUUAAAAUUAACAUCAAAUAAAUAAAUAAAGAUGUGGACAUAUUGUCUGACUUUUUUUUUAUUUAUUUAUCAUUUUUUAGUAAAAACCAAUAAUGUCAGAAAAUUAAAAACAAAGAUCAAACAUCUGUAGCCGAUUUGUUUAUUUCUUCGUCCUUAGUUGUGUCUUUUGUUCGAUGAAAAUGAUUCCAAUUCUCAGAAUUAAGAUUCCUUUUUCAACUAAUAUCACUAUAAAGAUCAAUUCUUCUGUAUUAAUCAUAUACCAAUUAAUUUAUUUCAAUCAUGAAACCUGAAAUACUAUCCAGUGAGAUCAUUAAACCAUCUUGUUCGUCGCCAAAUCAUCCAAAUGUUCAUAAACUUUGUUUCUUUGAUCAGAUUAGCUCUCACAUUUAUGUUCCAUUGAUCUUCUUCUACCCCGAACGUUGGAAUACGAGCGGUGACGAUGAAAUUAUCGUCAGUAAGUCUACUGUUCUUAAAGAAUCUCUGUCUGCAACUUUAUCUGUUUAUCAUCCACUAGCAGGAAGAAUCAAAGACGAUUUCACAAUAGACCGUAACGACGAAGGGGUUGUGUUUCUUGAAGCUAGAAUGAAAAGUGAUUUAUCUGAUGAGUUUCUGAGGCAUCCUGAUGAUGAAAUUCUGAAACUGUUGUUUCCUGAUGAUUUGCAGUUUAAAGAUCCAAUUUUGAGUAGUUUGUUGAUUGUUCAGGCUACUUUCUUUGAUUGCGGCGGAUUGGCGUUGGCUAUCUGUAUAUCUCACAAGAUCUUGGAUAUCGCUGGUAUGUGUUAUUUUAUCAACGAUUGGGCGGCAAUGGCGCGUAACUCGGGGCAGAAAUUGUGUCCUGAGUUCAAUUUAGGGUUUUUGUAUCCGCCUGUCGAUUUACCUGUUUUGGAAACUUAUCAACCUGAGAAGGUAAAAUGUGUUUCGAGAAGAUUUGUUUUUGACGGACCGAAGAUAGACAACCUGAAGGCGAUUGUUGCGAAGGAAGAAGUUGCAGAUCCUACGCGAGUCGAAGUAGUGACUGCGGUUCUAUAUAAAUCAGCAAUAUCUGCAGCAAUGUCGAAAUCAGGAUUCUUGAAAGCAACUGUUAUGCAUAAUGCAGCGAAUCUCCGUAAGCGCGUAUCUCCGCCUUUGUCAGAAUGCUCGUCAGGAAAUUUCAGCGGAACAUUUCCGGUAUCAACGGAAGGGGAAUCCUUAACAGGGUUAGCUCAGUUGGCGAGUGAGAUCAAGAAAGCAAAGAACGAAUAUUGGAAUUCGUGCGGCGAGAAAUUGAGCGCAAAAGAUCUCUCCUCGUUUGUUUUGGAAGCUUCGACAGGAUUUAGAUCCGGCCACGGAAAAGUUCAGGAUGUGUACUUGUGUAGUAGCUUUUGCCGGUUUCCGCUUUACGAUGCGGAUUUCGGAUGGGGAAAAGCAGGAUGGGUGAGUCCUGCUAGUUGUGGUGUGAAGAAUGUUAUGAUUUUGAUGGAUACAAAAGGAGGAGAUGGGAUUGAGGCUUAUGUGACUUUGGAAGAAGAGGAAAUGAAUGUUUUUGAGAAUGAUAAGGAGCUUCUUGAUUUUGCUUGUGUUAAUCCAAGUGUGUUGCUAUACAAUUAUUGAUCCAUUAUAUUGACUUUGAUUACAUUUUCAUUUUUGUUAA
Messenger RNA from Mercurialis annua (annual mercury), 1847 nucleotides. RefSeq names its product stemmadenine O-acetyltransferase-like. The record is from RefSeq and is a predicted model, not a curated record. The coding region runs from base 497 to 1807 and encodes 436 amino acids. Lineage: Eukaryota; Viridiplantae; Streptophyta; Magnoliopsida; Malpighiales; Euphorbiaceae. The transcript has a single exon.